Molecule: messenger RNA, 3523 nt
Organism: Hyalella azteca
Lineage: Eukaryota; Metazoa; Arthropoda; Malacostraca; Amphipoda; Hyalellidae
Gene: Cul1
Product: cullin-1
Exons: 15
Coding region: 194-2590 (798 amino acids)
Biological process (GO): protein ubiquitination; SCF-dependent proteasomal ubiquitin-dependent protein catabolic process
Cellular component (GO): SCF ubiquitin ligase complex
Molecular function (GO): ubiquitin protein ligase binding
Source: RefSeq, a predicted model, not a curated record
ACUAUACCCUAAGAUAGUUGGAGGUUUUUGGUUUCAUUCAAAGCAAAGGAAUUGUUCACAAAUACUCUCUUUUUUCUGUGAUUAUUCUGUGAUUUUGAUAAUCAUUACUUGGCUGCUGAGCUUCUUUUAUGAUCAAGUAUCUUGUUCAUCAGCAGUUUGAAGCCAUAAUCAGCAUUUGAAAGCUGAAGGCAGAAUGUCAUCUCGCAAUAGUGGCUAUAUGUCAGGCUCCAGCCAACAGCCGGGUGGAAGUGGAGUGGGCUCUCCUCAGUGCCUAAAACUCACAGAUCUUGACCAAAUCUGGGGUGACCUCAAAGAAGGAAUCGAACAGGUGUAUAAAGGGGAAGGCAUGUCCCGACCACGCUACAUGGAGCUCUAUACUCAUGUUUAUAAUUACUGCACAUCAGUUCAGCAACAGUCUACCAGCAAAUCCAACAGUGGGGCCGGACGCAGCAAGAAAUCUUCUGGUGGAGGCAGCAGUUGGAGUGCUGGAAGUGGUGCUCAAUUUGUUGGCCUUGAACUUUAUAAACGUGUUAAAGAGUUUCUUAAGAACUAUCUUUUGAAAUUACUCAAGGAUGGAGUAGAUCUAAUGGAUGAAGAGGUACUACGUUUCUACACCAAACAGUGGGAGGCGUACCAGUUCUCUAGUAAAGUUCUGAAUGGCGUUUGCGCUUACCUCAACCGGCACUGGGUGAAGCGGGAGUGCGAGGAAGGCCACAAGGGCAUUUAUGAGAUAUAUCAGCUUGCCCUUGUAACCUGGAGAGACCAUCUCUUUGCUCCUCUCAACAAACAGGUCACAAAUGCCGUAUUGAAGUUGAUUGAGCGCGAGCGAAAUGGUGAACCUAUCAAUACAAGACUUGUAUCAGGAGUUAUGAACUGCUACGUAGAGCUGGGUCUGAACGAAGAAGAUCCCAGCGCCAAGGGCCAGAUUCUCACGGUGUAUCGGAACCACUUUGAGAAAACCUUCCUCGAGGACACUGAACGCUUCUACACACGUGAGAGUAACGAGUUCCUCCGCAGCAAUCCUGUGCCUGAGUACAUGAAGAAAGCUGAGGCCAGACUAAUGGAAGAACGCAAGAGAGUCCAGGUUUACCUGCAUGAAACAACCCUGGAGAAGGUAGCAUCGACAGUCGAGAAGGUGCUGAUCAAGAUGCACCUGGAGGUGCUGCACGCCGAGUUCCAGCACCUGCUGCACGACGACAAACACGACGACCUCGCACGAAUGUUCCAGCUCGUUUCCAGGAUACCAGACGGCCUGCCUGAGCUGCGCAGUCUGCUGGAGCAGCACAUCAGCAACCAGGGGCUCUCCGCCAUCGACAGAUGCGGAGAGAGCGUCAUCAACGACCCCAAACUGUACGUGCUGACGAUCCUGGGCGUGCACCGCAAGUACAAUUCCCUGACACUCACCGCCUUCAACAACGACAUGGGCUUCGUGGCUGCCCUAGACAAGGCGUGUGGCAAGUUUAUCAACAACAACCUCGUCACGAGACCGCCAAACUCGUCCUCAAAGUCACCUGAACUUCUCGCCAAGUAUUGCGACUUGCUCCUCAAAAAGUCUUCCAAAAACCCAGAGGAAGCUGAACUCGAAGAUACGCUCAAUCAGGUAAUGAUUGUGUUCAAGUACAUAGAAGACAAAGACGUCUUCCAGAAGUUUUACAGCAAGAUGCUGGCCAAGCGUCUGGUGCAGCACAUGUCCGCCAGCGAUGACGCCGAGGCUUCCAUGAUCUCCAAACUCAAGCAGGCCUGUGGCUUCGAGUACACGUCCAAACUCCAGAGAAUGUUCCAGGAUAUCGGCGUGUCGAAAGAUCUCAAUGAACAAUUCCGCAAACACCUUGGCAACUCAGUAUCGUCUGGAGAGACUCUGGACUUGGAUUUCAGCGUCCAGGUUCUCUCAUCAGGAUCGUGGCCUUUCCAGCAAGGGCAAAGUUUCACUCUACCGCCUCAGAUGGAACGAUGCAUAUCACGGUUCACGACUUUUUAUUCAAAUCAACACAAUGGACGCAAGCUGAGCUGGCUCUACCAGAUGUCCAAAGGCGAGGUUGUCACCCACUGCUUCAGAAAUCGCUACACGCUUCAGGCUUCGACCUUCCAAAUUGCCGUGCUGCUUCAGUUUAAUUCUGGCACCAGAUGGACCAUAGGGCAGCUGCAGGCGAUGACGAGUAUCCCUCAGGACAUCCUCCUGCAAGUGGUGAGCAUUUUAUUGAAGGUGCGCCUCGUCGAGUGCGACGAAGGUGAGGACCUCAACAACCUCACCAGCGACUCCACCAUCUCGCUCUUCACAAACUACAAGAACAAGAAACUCAGGGUCAACAUCAACGUGCCUAUGAAGACUGAAAUGAAGAUUGAGCAAGAGCUGACGCAUAAACACAUAGAAGAAGACCGCAAGCUGCUCAUUCAGGCGGCCAUCGUGCGUAUCAUGAAGAUGAGGAAGGUGGCCAAACAUCAGCAGCUGCUGCUCGAGGUGCUGCAGCAGCUCACGCCGCGCUUCAAACCCAGGGUUCCCAUCAUCAAAAAAUGCAUAGACAUCUUGAUCGAGAAGGAAUACCUGGAAAGAAUAGACGGCCAAAAGGACACGUACAGUUAUCUGGCUUAGGCUUCGUAAUUUUUAGUGUGUAAACGAUAGUUUUUGAUUGCUUCGGCCGGCGAUCAAUCGGGGAAAUGUUUAUCGAUUGGUGAAAUGAGAGUGUCUCCUACGUUGUUUCGAGUCAGCAACGGCUACAUGUAAAAUGACAAGCAGCUAGCAUUUUAAUUUUGAAGUAUGAAUAAUUUAAAGAAAUUGUGAUUUCAUAGCAACAUAUGCUUCCUUCUUGCUUUGAAGGCUGCACGAUAUUGUCUCCAGCCGACCAUCUUUGUUUCUUACUUUCUCCCAGUGGAAAAGUAGAUAAAAGUAACAUUUUACGUAUGGUUGAGGUACCCUUGGGGAAUAUGAGCAAGAAUAUCUUGACAAAUUGCAUCCAAGGCAAAUGUUUUUAAUUCGAAGCAAAAUUUCUGUCUACAUAGAAUUUCCGGCUACGUGAUAGCUAUACAAGUUACAUGAAGCUGUCUUAGCAGGGAGUUCACCUAUGAUUUAACGACUACUUUCCGUACAUCUCUUAUAACCGAUGAUAUUUGUAUACAUAAAAUUUUUUGCUUUUUAUUGGUAUAUUGUGUUGCGACUUCGAUAGUAUUCAACAGGAUGGUGCGUCUCGGAUCUUAUAUUCAUCGAGUCCAGUAUUUUGAAUCGGAUUCGAGUGUCGCUACGCGUUUGAAUUCUGAGAAAACCGAAGUUUCUUUACGGUAUCUAUAAAUAUUCAGAGAAUUCGUUUACAUAUUUACGGUCUUUAUGGGAUUGAAAGCGUCAAUAAAUAUCCAGUUGUUUGUCUGCAAGAACUGAACUUGAUAAAUGCCGAAAACUCUAUAGAAUUCACUGGGUUAAUGAAACAGACUCGCUGUCUCCCACAUCCUUAUAAGUAAACGCAGAACCCUACCGUGAUAACUGACCCUGGAGAUAUGUUACAUCAAGUUGCUUGACGUUAAUAAGAGCACU